AUGAAGCAAAAUAAGUGUGGCAAGCCUCGUGGUUGCGUCGGCAUGAUUCAAGUAAGCCACCUUCUUGUGAUUACUUGGCUGGCGGGGCCACUUGGAUGGCUCUCUGGACGUCCCGGCGUCCAAGCAUACAAGUUGUUCGAGCCGCCCAUCAACAUCACCAACUCGAAAGACCCGACGGUGGCUCGCGAGGUGGAGCGAUUGUUGGAGAAGAACUUGGUGCAUGAUUUUGGUGAGGCGAAGUCAGUCCCCAGGCCGGAUGAGGAAGGCAAUGCCAGCGAUGGCACUGCAGGUUUCGGUCAUCUGGCCCGCAAAUCCUGCAACCUGGAGUUCAUGAUGAUCAAGAUGGCACAAAUGGAGACCGUGGUGCAGUUGCAGCAAGCCGAGCUCACCGCCGCACAUAGCGAAAUCGAGGCUUUGAAAGCUCACGUCGGCUUGGAUGUCGAUGUCCAGCACGUCGCCAUGGCACAGAAGAAAACUCGGGAUCCCCAUGCAGCAGGCGACGUCCUGAAGAGGGUCCUGGACAAGCACCACCGCCAGCGCCAGACGCGCAACUACGACCCCAGUGCCCACAAGGAACUGGUUUCCGAAAAAGGGAAGAGGAGGCGCCCCGCAGCGGUGCUCAAGAAUCAGGAGAUCCGGUCGUUGCUGGUCAAGAGAAAUGCGCGCUUGGGCCCUGUAAAAAAAUGGGGUGAAUCGGGCGUAAAGGCUGGUUCAAAAAUCGGCGGAGAGGCGGUUGACCUCGGAAAGAAGGGCGUCGACGCCACCAGUGACGGCAUCAAUCGCCUGACCGGUGAUGCCUUGGAAAGUGCAUGGGACAAGGCGAAAGAAUUGGGAGACGAGGCCGCGGUCGACUUUAUUCAGAGCACGGUGAUCGACACCGUCGAAAAAGCAUCAGUGAUUCUUGGGGUUCCGUUCCCUACAGGCUUUGUAUUCGACGGGAACUGCACUGCAAGGCCACCAAGCGCUAGAUUGGAGGACAGGACCCUGACGAUCAAUUUUGGCGGACUCCAUUGCUGGCUGGAAAUUGUCGGCAACAGGGACGACCUCCUCGACCAUGACUUUGGCGAAAGAAGCGUCACGUUUCCCAAUCCGCUGGCGUCGUACGAUCCACUUCAGCACUUGCCCCGGCAGCUGCACCUGGUUGUCGGUGCAGGCGUUGAGGGCGUUGAGAGGGUUUUCGCGAUGAUCCGUGAUCUUCUGGAAGACCCAGGCUGCCACAGAGCAGACACAUUCCACUGCAUGGCCAAGAAAGUGGCGAGCCACCUCUUCGCGCCACCCAUGAAUUUCCUGCCGCAGCAGCUAAAGACUAUUGUCAAUGCUGGCCAGGAGAGCGUUCACAGGUUGUUCAGCAUGAUGACGGAUCUUCUCAACACAGCCCACUGCGAUCGAGGCAACACCUUCGACUGCAUGGCGCAGCACGUCUUUCACUGGCUGCCCAAGCAGCUGCACACAGUUGUGAAUGCGGGCCAGGAAGGCGUCGAUAGGGUCUUCGCAAUGAUGCGUGAUCUUCUGAACACCCCCCACUGCGAUCGAGGCAACACCUUCGACUGCAUGGCGCAGCACGUCUUUCACUGGCUGCCAAAGCAGUUGCACACAGUUGUGAAUGCGGGGCAGGAAGGCGUCGACAGAGUCUUCGCGAUGAUCCGUGAUCUUCUGAACACCCCAGGCUGCGACAGAAGCAACGUGUUCCACUGCAUGGCCAAGCUGGUGGGACCCUAUCUCACGGAGAUCGUGCCACCCAUCAACGGGCUGCCCGAGCAACUGCGCACUGUUGUUGAUGUGCUUGCAGGCUCUCCGGUCAACUCCAUCAAGAGCUUGAUGGCUAUGGGGACUGACUUGAUGCACUGCGAGAACUUGGAGUCCGGCCAAGACGUCACGAAAUGCCUUGGCCUCAAGAUCAUCGAACAGGUGCCUCCGCUGAGUUACUUGAACAACCUGGGUGAUGUGAUCGGUGAGACCCUGAACACUUUUACAAAGGCGACCACCUCCUUAGCAAUGAAGGCUUUACGGGGAAGCACUUCCCUUGUCCAGAAAGCCAGUGUGUCCCAAUUCCCUCCUGUCGGAAAGAUGCCAGUGCGCCACCAGCAGGGCAACCUGGUCGUCGAGAUGCACUCGCAAGAAAUGUCUCCUCGGGACACCGGCCACGGUGCCAAAUUUCCCGUUGCAUACCUCUCCGGCGACGUCCACACUGGAUUUGACUUCGGCCAGAUCAUGAAGCCGGACUUCACCAUUUGCUCGGUCACUCGCUAUGUCGAAGGAGGAGUACAGUUGCGAGUUCUCCAGCACGAUAAUUGGAACUGGCUUCACGGCCACUGGCACGGAAAAGUCGGGGUUACUCACUACAAUUGGUGGGUGAACCAGGAGGGGCAGCACACGGGCUUGACCGAUUGGCUCGUGCUGUGCGGCAACAGUGCAGGGGUUGUUUUUCGGGGCCAGGAAAGGAAGAACCUCGGACAGCACACGGGGGUUAAGGCAAAAGGAGAUGCCCACUUGUACAUCAACGAGGGCCAUACUGCCGAAUCCUCGGACUUUGGUGUCAUGGAGGUCAUCGUCUGGAACCGGGCACUUUCGGAGGACGAGAUGUGGACCAGCAUGGAGUACCUGAACUCGUGCACAAUCGCUGCUGUCAUCCUCUUAGCUGUCUGGCUUUUGCAUGUGAUUUUCCAUGGUCCGAAGAACCUGAAAGUUGAGGCGGAAGACUGCAUCUUCGAUUCGGAGGGCAUCCCUCUUUGCCGGGUCCAGUCUUCCCGACAAAGGAAGAGUGCUACAGUCCGGGCCUUGCACUGUACUUCCUUUGAUGCUCCCUCUUGCCGCUUAGGUCGCAGCUCGCUACGCUUCAUCUCAGAGGAUCCUUCCCGCCAAGGCCUGGAGCGAGAAUCAGCGUAUAUGCAUCUCGGGCAGAUGGAUGUCCAGUUGACAUGGUUCUUCCAGCACUGA
Messenger RNA from Symbiodinium sp. CCMP2592, 2937 nucleotides. The record is from the annotation of a GenBank genome assembly. Lineage: Eukaryota; Dinophyceae; Suessiales; Symbiodiniaceae.